AUGGUAAAGGAAACAGAGUAUUACGAGAUUCUCGGCCUAGAAGCGGAAGCCACGGAGCAUGACAUCAAGCGGGCAUAUCGUCGCCUUGCGCUGAAGUAUCACCCGGACAAGAACCCCGGCGACCAGGAGGCGGCGGAAAUGUUUAAGCGGAUCGGUCAUGCAUACGAGAUUCUCAGUGACGAAGAGAAGCGGCGCAUUUACGACCAGCACGGCAAGGCUGGGCUGGAGGGUGGUAGCAUGGACGAAGGUGGCCUCGAUGCAGCUGACAUAUUCUCCAUGUUUUUUGGCGGUGGACGGCGGCCACGUGGGGAGCGGAAGCCGAGGGAUCUUGUGCAUGAAAUGCGGGUUUCGCUUGAAGACAUGUAUAACGGGAAAACAAAGAAAAUCUCCGUCACACGUGAUCGAAUCUGUGGUGCGUGUGAGGGUGGCGGCAUCAAGCCCGGGGCGGAGCGCCGCACGUGUGUUGCCUGCCGCGGUCAGGGCGUGCAGACGUUUGUGCAGGAAUUGUUUAUUGGCAUGCAUCAACGCAUGCAGCAGACGUGUCAAAGCUGCGGUGGGGAAGGUACUACAGUGCGGGAAGUGGACAUUUGUGGCCGGUGUCGCGGAUCUGGCAUCGUGAAGGAUCAGAAGAUACUCGAAGUCCACAUUGAGAAGGGCAUGAAACACCAGGACGUUGUACGGUUUGAUGGUGAAGGGAAUGAAGUAGUCGGUGUGCGUCUUAAGGGCGACGUGCUCAUCAUAUUGGCGCAAAAACCGCAUGACGUCUUCCGCCGUGUUGGUAAUCACCUCAUCAUGAAUUACACCAUCAACCUGCAGGAGGCGCUCUGUGGGUUUGAGCUCCCCGUGCAGCACCUCGACAAGCGUCUGCGGCUGAUAACGAUUCCGUGCGGGCAGGUGAUAGACCCCGGGGCGGCGUGGGUGGUACGGGGAGAGGGGAUGCCGCUUCCAAACACGGGCGGACUGGACCGCGGCAACCUCGUCAUCCACUUCGAGGUGGAAUACCCGACGCGGCUGAGCGCACAGCAGCUGAAGAGCAUCGCCAAGGCGUUGGGCGUGACGGAGUCGUUCCCGCGGGUCACUGGGCAGAAGUUGACGCUCAGCGACGUAAGCCAGCGGCAGUCGAGGCGGCGCAGCGGGUCGCAGCGAGCCAACGCCGCGGCCCGGCGGAGACAAAUGCAGAUGGCAGGCGGCAUGGAUGAGGAGGGCUUCACAGCAUUUCAUGGCGGCCAUUCGGGGGCGCAGACGGUGCAGUGUGCCCAUCAGUAA
Trypanosoma cruzi is the source of this 1266-nucleotide messenger RNA. Its product is annotated as chaperone DnaJ protein, putative. The transcript has a single exon. Gene Ontology annotation, biological process: protein refolding; response to heat. The record is from RefSeq and is a predicted model, not a curated record. NCBI's taxonomy places the organism in Eukaryota, Euglenozoa, Kinetoplastea, Trypanosomatida, Trypanosomatidae. Gene Ontology annotation, molecular function: Hsp70 protein binding; ATP binding. Gene Ontology annotation, cellular component: cytosol; cytoplasm. Bases 1 to 1266 code for a protein of 421 amino acids.